AUGUCCUACAAGAGGUCCAGGUCGACCUUUGAAGCAGACACCCACGCUCCGUACGCUCUUUUUGGCUCGCCGUUACCCGACGAGAACGACGCGCGCGACCACGGCGCAUACCUCCCCCUGUGGAAGCAAGACGUCAGAGACGACAAGGGCCGGAGGCGGCUUCACGGGGCUUUUACAGGCGGAUGGAGCGCAGGCUACUUCAACACGGUAGGCUCAAAGGAAGGAUGGACGCCCUCCGCGUUUGUGUCGAGCAGGAACAACCGGCGCAAAGACGAUGCCGCGCCCAGCACGAUCCAGCAGCGGGCGGAGGAGUACAUGGAUGACGAGGACCUGGCGGACGCGGCCGAGGCGCAGACGCUGCAUACCUCGGGAGCGUUCGCCGGGCUGGGGCUGUCCACCCAAGAGGAGGUGCGCGCCGGCGGCAUACUCGGCCUGUUCAGGCCGUCCGGGGACACCAAGGGCCUCCAGCUGCUCCGGAGGAUGGGCUGGAAGGACGGCCAGGGCAUCGGGCCCAAGGUCCGGCGAAGCGCGCGCCUGGGCGUCUCCACCGGCGCCUCGGUGCCCGACGACCAGCUGCAGCUGCAUCUGUUUGCGCCGGACGACGCGCCCACGGUGGACUUUGUCCGCAAGACGGACAAGAUGGGCCUCGGGUACAAGGCAGGCGCAAGGCUGGGCGACCCGGACAAGGACCGCGGCUCCCCCGAACAGGAGCACUCGGAAGGCGAGGACCACCCGCUCCGCAAGGCGGGCGGAUUCUCCCUGCUUGGCCCUGCCAGGAAAAAGGCGGCCCCUGCCCGGGGCGCCUUUGGGGUCGGGGUCCUCAACGACACGGGAUCCGACGACGAGGAUCCGUACGAGAUGGGGCCCAAGAUCAGAUACAACCGGACGUUGGGAGGACCCAAGACGCAGAAGCAGAAGCAGAAGAAGAAGAACAAGGCCGUCGCGCCCGCGAACCCCGCCUUCCAAAACGCCCCGGUGUUCGUGUCCAAGACGGCCAGGGCUGGCCUCGGCCUUGGACGCUGCCACGACGGCCGUCUGCCCCUCGACGGAUUCGUCCUGGGCAAGGCCGUCGAGGAAGACUGGAACGCCCUCAUCGCCAAGCACGCGCCGCCCACCGUCCCCGACGGCUGGAAGUCGUCCAGAGACCACCCGUCCUCGGGCGCCGCGGCGGCCCGCCACACGUCGACGGCCGAUGCAGCCAGAGCGGCGGCCCCCCUAGACUCCAGGUCGAGAGCUGCCCUCCUGGGCGAGAAGCAGCUUCCCGGCAAGUCGGUCUUCGACUUCAUCUCGCCCUCGGCCAGGGACAAGCUGGCCGCCGCGUCUGGGAACGCGAGCCUACCGCCCGGCCUCGGCGAAGCCCCCCGGGGCCACGCCCCGUCCUCAGAGGAUGAGCGCGGACGGGCGCUCUGGCAGCAGGUCCCGCGGCUGGAUCAGCCCACCGCGGCGGCAGCCCUGUCCCGCAGCGAGGGCGGGCCCUACGCAGACGACGAGGCGAAGCGAGGCCGAUACAGAAAGUACCUCAUCUCGCAGGCGAAUCCCGGCCAGCCGCUGCCGGACAAGGCUGCCGGCGCAGCGGACGGGGACUACGUGCGGGAGAUGAACGAGUUCUACGACUGCGCCAGGAUAUUCAAGCCCAUGACGGGGUUUAUGGCCUCCCGGUUCACGACUUCCAAGAGCGUGCUCAACCCACCAUCUGCUGGUGACGGUGGCGGUGACGGUGGCGCCCCCACGGCCGACCCGCUCGCGAGGCCAGCGUCCAAGGCGGCAGACCCGGCAGAAGAAGCUGCCAGGAUGGGCAUGUUUGGCGCCAUGACGCGCUCCGUGGACGACUUUUACCCGACGCGCCUGCUGUGCAAGAGGUUCAACGUCCGGCCGCCGCCGCAGCAUCCGCGCCCGGACCACGACGCCGCCGCGGAGGCGCCCAGCAAUAACCAGAGGCCAGCCCCGUGGCCCGCUGCCGAAAACGCCGCCCGGGCCUUGCCGCCCGCCCCUCCCCACUGCGAGCAGGCCGUGUCCUCGAGAUCGGCGCCGCAGCCGCCGCCGCCCGCGGACGUGGACCCAGACAAGAACGAUGCGCUGGAGGGGCAUGCCGCCAAUGCCGAGCUGCUCAAGGCCAUUUUUGGCGACAGCGACGACGGCGAAUAG
Ustilaginoidea virens is the source of this 2145-nucleotide messenger RNA. RefSeq lists its product as uncharacterized. Gene Ontology annotation, cellular component: nucleus. The transcript has 2 exons. The record is from RefSeq and is a predicted model, not a curated record. Gene Ontology annotation, biological process: mRNA processing. NCBI's taxonomy places the organism in Eukaryota, Fungi, Ascomycota, Sordariomycetes, Hypocreales, Clavicipitaceae. The coding region runs from base 1 to 2145 and encodes 714 amino acids. Gene Ontology annotation, molecular function: RNA binding.